This is a messenger RNA of Vespa velutina, 4953 nucleotides long. RefSeq lists its product as uncharacterized. The record is from RefSeq and is a predicted model, not a curated record. Lineage: Eukaryota; Metazoa; Arthropoda; Insecta; Hymenoptera; Vespidae. The transcript is spliced from 2 exons. The coding region runs from base 3566 to 4531 and encodes 321 amino acids.
UAAGAAAAAAGAAAACUGAUAUUUCGCAUAACGCAAAGUUAUCGUUGAUUUUUACGAUCGCAAAAUUGUUUUCCUUUAAUAGGUAGGGGAUGGGUGGUAAGGUAAAAAAAAAAAAAAAGAAAGAAAGAAAGAAAAAAAGAAGUACUUCCAUUCCAGAAGUAGUUCUCGAGUAAAAUAGAGAGAUCGAGAGGAUCGAGACGAAUCGACGCGAAUAGAGACAAUCACGUCCGAGCAGAUUGUUUGCCUUGGAUGAAGCUAGGAUCUCGAGAGUUCCCCUCUUUCCUUUCUAGCAGUCGAGCGACCUCCUAGUGUUCCCUCGCUCGUACAUACAUCCACACGUUUAAACUGUGCGAUGACGUAGCUUCAACUGUGUGUACCUAUCACCCAGUCACGUCAAGGGCCACUGAUUGGGACUUCCGCUGAUGCUAAUCCUACGAUUCAAAGUUCCAGGAAGGCUCUCGCUGACAUUCGGUUAACUCUUCGGUAUAAAAGGUAUUCUUCGCUAUGGCUUAUCGCUAAAUUCGAUGCUAUCGCAUUUUCAAUGGUAAAACGCUCCUCGUUAAAAGCGUUUCUAAGAUAAUACUUAAAGUAUUCGAUAAGAAUGAUAUCGAUCGAAAUGGUUUAUCGCCGUUAAUACGUUCGUACAGCUGUAAAAAAGCAUUUUACGAUGUUGAGUGACAAUGAAAAGAAAUUGAAAAAAAAAAAACAAAAAAAAAAAAAACAAAAAAAAAAAAAAAAAAAAAAAAAAAGAAAUUUCUUAAGUAUCCUAGAUAGGUCUAAUAGAUCGUAAGGAGAGAAGAAGUAGAAGGAAAAGGAGAAGAAGACAGAAAAAAGAAAAAGAAGAAAAAAAAAAAGAAGUAAAAGAGGAUCAAAGGAGAUUUCCCACGGAUGCAUCUUUUAACGCGAGUAACGAAACUCGCGUAUGUAAUAUUGUGUUUGCGCGUGUGAGUUGGUCGAGGAAGAAGAACACACGCGAUGAACUCUCUUCGUGGAAGGAUGAUUCAUGGUGCAUGUAUAUAAAAAAGAGGAACAAGAAAGAGAGAGAGAGAGAGAGAGAGAGAGAGAGAGAGGGGGAGGGAGAAAGAGUUCUACACUAUCAGCUGCUACAUACAUAUACGAACGACGCAUCAUCAUCACGCAGGUCUCUCGUUUCCUCUGGUACGUGUCGAAGCUCGCACACUAAUGCACACAUUAUACCGAACGGCCGACGUCUCGAGGGUCAAAUGCACCAAUACUCGCGUACAAGAAUUACGCAUGGUAACAUACGUACCUAUGCAUAUGUCCUUUAUAUAUGGCAUGUGUAUGUGUAUGUGUACGUGUACGUAUAUAUAUAUAUAUAUAUAUAUGCAAAGAGUAACACGGACUUACCGCUUUCGAUGUAUGGAACCAGCAACAGCAACAGCAGGAAGAGGACGUAUCCGCACGUAUCACUGAUCAUCGUAACCAUAAUUCCUUUCUACUAUCUCUCACUUUCUUUAUUCUAUCUAUAAAAGUUCUUUACCGAGGAGGACCGUUCAUCAAGGGGACGGGGAAUGGGGGGAGGGGGGAAAAUUACAGCUGAUUGAUUUUUCUUCCUUCUUUAGUAUGUGCUCUUGGAGACGACGAUAAAAGAGGAAAAAAGAGAGAGAGAGAGAGAGAUACGAUCGUAAACGUUGACGAUGACGAUGAUGCCGCACGAUGACGAUGGAGCGAGGUUAGGAAGAGAAUGAUUAUUAUUAAUUCAACGAGAGCUCGCUUAUGUACGUUUGUUUCACGAGAAGUCGGUGACCGAAGUGAGGAGGACGUACGUUUACGAGUACGAGGAGGAUCGACAUGACGCGCGGAGACGCGAGCUAACGAUAACACACGCACACUAGUAUUAUAUAUAUAUAUACACACACACGCACACACAACGGAGACACAAAACACACCCGAGGAGAACACGCGACGACACUACGAAAACGCGCCUUUUUUUAACCAGUCUCGUUUAUUCGAUUCCUCGACACCGUCUCUCCUCCCUCCUUCUCUAUUUUCUUUUUAUUACUUACGUACACGUAUACUGUGUAGAUACCUCACUCUCUCUCUCUCUCUCUCUCUCUCUCUGCCUGUCGGUCACCGUCGUCCUUGCUCGAUAAACUUCGCUAGAAAUAUACCCGUUGCUCUUCCCUCUUUAAUCGUCCCUUCGUUUUUCCUUUUCUCUUUUUCUUUUUUUUUUUUUUUUUCCUUCAAAGUCACGGUCCUCUCUUAGCGGGUGAAAACUACGCCAUCGUGUUACAGCUUCCUCGUGAUAGACGCGAUGCGAGAGAGAAGAGGAGAGAGAACAACGACGACGACGACGACGACGACGACAAGACGCACAAAGAACGCGCGUGCUGGACGACAGCUCGACAACGUUCCGCCCUUCUGAUUAUUUUUCUCUUUCUUUCUUGAGUAGCCUCGCGACGCACGGCUCGCUUCUCCUCUCCUCUUAACACAACACCAUGAACCUCUCUCACUCACUCUUUUUCUCUCUCUCUCUCUGUCUCGCGCGCGCAAGACCCUCACUCACGCACACGUUCGAGACGACAACUUGAAAUUUGGCAAACGCAUCGCACCAGCAAAAUUCGUCACACGCACGCUCGUCUCUCUCUCUCUCUCUUCCUCUUUCUCUCUUCUUUCUUUAUCUUUUUCUUCUCAGGCCAGUCGCCACUGUCGACGCACUGCUAACAGUCCUACCACUGCUCGAACCUCGACUUCCCUGCCGACAUUAUUUUAUCCUUUCCUCUCACCCUCCUGCACGACGCGUUCAACUACAACUGGCUCCCACUAGGUCGCGGCCAUCUUGCCUUUGUUACUAACUCCCGUGACUAGGCGGAGCCACCGUAGCGGUCUUUCAGCGCCUCUAACGACCCUGAUCGAAACUAAUCUGCCCGCAACGCGCGUAAAACGAGUUCGCGUUUCACGUACGCAUUAUUAAUUCUCGCGCGUUAGAAUUUCUCUUGUAUAUAUAUAUAUAUAUAUAUGUACGUAUACGUGUAUAUGCGCGUAUAUGUGUUUGCAAGAGUGAAACUUUUGUUGUACUUUUAUAAAAUUUUCUCGUAAACGUGGUACGCCUUGUUUUUGAUCGAUCGUGUGAAUCGAUUCUCGUUCAAAGUUAUUCGAUAACUUGAAACAAUUCGGCAAUCUGGAAACUCUGGUUACUUAAAUCCGCUCAAAUUUCUCGACUCUUACCGAAUUACCAAAAGCCAUAAUUUUAUUGGUGGAAAUUAUUAAAUUACUACCUCCAUAUUGGGUUACAUAAAUGAAAUACUUUGGAACUGCGAAGAUAUUUCGAUUGCCAGCUAUAAAAUUAAAACUUACGAUAAAAAUAUUCACUUAAUCUUCGAAUUCCUGUAUAUUGUGUGAUUAGUGAUAGAGAAUGAUUUUAGACACUUCCAUCUUUGAACGUAUUAACGACAAAAGAAAACAAUUACGAUGACGUUUAUUAUCGUGACACGAUGAGGAAGUUUAAAUAAAAAUAAGUACUAAAAUUAAUCAAAGCAUUUUACCGGAUAUAGCUCAACGUUAAAAUUAAAAUGUAUCAAUUCCAGAAAAAUGGAUCUCUGAUAUGAAUAAAACAGAAUCUUUUAAUUUGGACGGAUCCAAAAAUCCAAGACAGCCGAAAAGAAAGGAUGGAAGCGUAAACACGGAAGAGGAAAAAAAUUCGGGAAAGCAGAAGAAGAAACCUCACAAGCUUUCAUUAUGGUGCGGCAAAUUAUGCGGAUGGAGAAAGAAGAAUGGUGAAAAGGACAAGAGGAAGCUAAAUAAAAAAUCGAAACGUAAAAAGUCAAAAAGAGAACGUUACUGCGGAUUUUGUAAAAGGAAGAACAAGAAUAAGGAGAAUGAGGAGGAGGAGGAGGAGGAGGAGGAGGGUUCGGCUGUACGAGUUAACAGAGCUGCGAAACAACCCAAGAUGAGAGAUAAGGAACAUCAAACCUUUGACCAGUCGGAUUCAAAGACAUCUGUCGAAGAAAGAAAAAAGUCAAGAGCAGAAAGAAAGAAAGAAAAAGCGCUUAAAGGGAAAAACUCUGGUCAUCUGGAAAAGUCAGUCUCCUAUGCUAAGGACAAUCGAUACACCGGCGAUCAAAGAUCUAAAAUUAAUCGAGAUCGUGAUAGAUUAACAGGGGAUAUCACUAAAAGUUGCUGCUUUUUAUGUGCCGAAAAUUCUUUAGCGAUCGCGGCAGCUAUCGGUCCUAGACCGAUAUGUUCCGAUAAGAGCGUGGAUGCGUAUGGCAUGAAAGGGAUCGAGACCAGUUGCAGUCCGAUUAAAUUGCCGGUACACGUGAGGACCGUCAAAUCGUCCUUACGAAUUAAAGUAAAAGACACGUGUACGUCCUAUGGGAACAUGCCGAAAGCAAAGAAAAAACGUAAGAAAUUUAAACUUUUUCCAAAAGUUAAAAAGACCACGUGUCCUAACGAUAAGGUUAUACCCAAACGACGUACGGUCGGUUGUGUUACCGAAAAUCCAUCGAAAUCUGAGAAACCAAAAGAGAAAAAGAUAAACGAGCCUUGUUGCAAGGACAAAGCGACAUAAUUAUUUUGCUAUUUCGAUGCUAUUUUGCUUUCUUUCUUCUUUUCUUUUUUCUUUUUUUUUUUUUUCUCUCUCUCUUUCACCAAACUCCGGCGUAUUUGAAAAUCAAUAUUUUCAAUAAAGAUUAUACGCUCGAUUUAUUUCUUCUUCCUUUCAUGUGAUUUCUUCAUUGACAAGAUUUCUCUUCCCGCGCGAUCACCCACGGUCGUCGUAUCUUUCUCGAAAUCUGAAAAAGAAAAAAAGAUGAAUCUUUCAUAAUUCUUGUCUACAAUCUAUCAUUUAUUUCUAUCAUUACGAGCUAUCUCAAUUUUUAAUAUCACAGACCGUAUUAGAUUCAUCUGUCGUUAAAUCCUUUAGAAAAGUUUCAAUCCACUUUGGUCCUUGGGUCACCUGAAAAAUAUAAUGCUGGUUAAUAAAGUUUAAUA